Molecule: messenger RNA, 3661 nt
Organism: Xylona heveae TC161
Lineage: Eukaryota; Fungi; Ascomycota; Xylonomycetes; Xylonales; Xylonaceae
Product: Suf-domain-containing protein
Exons: 5
Coding region: 226-3285 (1019 amino acids)
Biological process (GO): mRNA 3'-end processing
Cellular component (GO): nucleus
Molecular function (GO): mRNA binding; protein binding
Source: RefSeq, a predicted model, not a curated record
GAGGCACCGACAUCUCCGUCUUUCACCUUCAACAAAUGCAAUAGCCUGAAUUGUCAUCGUGGUUUAUGACACAGUCUACUUUCCGGCAUCGCCCACCGCCACGAUAUUGUUGAUCGGAGCACGAAUAUAGAAAGGACAUUGAAGCCCAUAGAGGCCAUUCGGAUUUCGCAUAGUCACUAAUUAGCUCCAGUCUAGGCUCAUCUUCUGGCAAAGUCAUCUCAGGAGAUGGGCGAUAUCAAUGCGGAAUUGGCCCUUUUGGACUCAAUGCAAGCCAUGAACGAGGCCGCAGGAAACUUUGAUGGGAGUCUCGAGGAGGACGAUCAACAAAGGGAAGAAGCUUCGUCAGAUGAAUAUGACCCGUCUCGAUCUUUUAACGACCCUUCGAACGAAAACUCUUCUGGAAUUGAACAGAGGAGCCCACAACAAGAUGCCCAUGAGAAUGUUGCAUCAGUGACACAGGUAGCCGAAUUGGGCUCCCGCCAAGCUCAAAGCCCUCCCAGCGGCGAACUGGUAUCAUCAGCGCAUUCCCAAGCGUCUUCUGGAGAAACUUCCCAAAGUCCUACCCGUCAAGCUUCACAGCCGAUUGACCAUUCUCACAUAGUUGACGAGAAACCCGGGGGAUUUGAAGAUGGACGGGAGCCGCCUUUGGCCGGAGAAAGUGGGUUGUUGAAUGUUGCGCAGGGUUCAUCAUACACGCCUCAACGUUCUCUUUCUCAUACUCCAAUCAAUGCUUAUUCAUCAGAAGAUGUAUCAAUACAAAAUGCUGCACAUGGGCAAGGCGCUCCUGAUACUGUUCCUAAUUCCGUUGCUGGUGUUCCUGAUGUCUCAUCAAAUGAUGAUAGCUUUAGCAAGUCCGCCCAGAGUUUGACAGCCCCGAAUACGUCAGUCAAUGAACAACAGUAUCCGACGAUCUCGGUCGGUACGGCGUCAAAAGCUCGUCUACCCAAUGACCGUGUGGGAAUCUUGGAAGACAGGAUUAAGGAAGAUCCACGAGGUGAUAUGGAUGCUUGGCUUAGCUUGAUCAGUGAGCACCGUCGUCGUAAUAAGAUUGAUGAAGCUCGGACUGUCUAUGAGCGAUUCCUCAAGCGUUUUCCGCUAGCGGCCGAGCAAUGGAUUGCUUACGCUCAAAUGGAGCUUCAAAAUAACGAAUUCUAUCUUGUCGAGCAAAUAUUCAGCAAGUCUCUUCUGACAGUUCCGAACGUUCAGCUUUGGUCCGUUUAUCUUGAUUAUGUGCGAAGACGCAAUAAUCUCACAACCGACUCCUCGGGGACGGCUCGUCAGAUUGUCGCGCAAGCCUAUGAUUUUGUCCUGCAAAAUAUUGGCAUCGAUAAAGAUGCCGGUGCCAUCUGGCAGGAUCACAUAAGAUUCAUUCGUUCCGGCCCAGGGACAAUCGGCGGCAACAGCUGGCAGGAUCAACAAAAAAUGGAUCUGCUCAGGAAAACUUAUCAACGUGCGAUUUGUGCUCCUAAUCAAGCGGUAAAUGCUAUUUGGAAGGAGUAUGACUCGUUUGAAAUGGGUCUAAAUAAAGUGACUGGCCGAAAAUUUCUCCAGGAAAAGUCUCCGGCAUAUGUCUCCGCACGAAGCUCAUUUACAGAACUUCAAAAUAUAACUCGAGACCUUGUUCGAACGACGCUUCCGCGGUUGCCGCCAGCCUUAGGUUUCGAAGGGGACACGGAAUACUUGAAACAAAUCGAGCUGUGGAAAAAGUGGAUUCAAUGGGAGAAAGAUGAUCCGUUGGUAUUGAAAGAGGAAGACAUCAGUGCCUACAGGGCACGGAUUUUGUAUGUCUUCAAACAGUCAGUAAUGGCAUUGAGCUUCUGGCCUGAGAUGUGGUUUGAAGCUGCUGAAUUCUGCUUCCAAAAUGAAUUGGACAAAGAGGGAAAUGAAUUCAUAUCCCAGGGAAUUGAUAUGAACCCGGAAAGCUGCCUGCUAGCUUUCAAAUAUGCUGAUUGGCUGGAGAUUCAGAGCCUAAAUGAUGAAGGUGAAGAUACCGCUAAAAGACGAGGAGCCAUUGUCCGCGAGCCUUAUGACAGAGUACUAGAUGCGCUCUAUGAGCUUAUUGCGAAGACGAAGGCCCGAGAAGCCAAAGACCUUGCGCGGAUAGAGGAAGCCUUUCCCCACCAGGUUCCCAUCAAUCAGCCAAGAGAAAAUGACGAAGACGCUGAUGCUGAAGACGAUUUUAAGGAUCCCGAAUCUUCAGCUUAUGACGCUUCCAAAAAAGCCCAAAAAGAAGCAGUUCAAAAUGGAGCACUCGUGCAAAUUCGACUGUUGUCUAGGACAGUGUCUUUCGCUUGGAUUGCUUUGAUGAGGGCAAUGCGUCGCAUUCAGGGGAAAGGUAAAGUUGGUGAUGUUGUUGGGGGCUCGCGACAAAUUUUUACAGAUGCUCGCAAGAGGGGACGACUUACUAGUGAUGUUUAUGUGGCGAGUGCCCUCAUUGAGUAUCACUGUUACAAAGAUCCAGCUGCUACCAAAAUAUUUGAACGGGGCAUGAAGCUAUUCCCCGAGGAUGAAGACUUUGCGCUAGAAUAUCUCAAACAUCUUAUUGCUAUCAAUGAUAUUACUAAUGCUCGGGCCGUGUUCGAAACCACUGUCAAUAAGCUGGCACAGAGAGCGGAGACUCUGCAAAAAGCGAAGCCUAUCUACGCUUUCUUCCACGAAUAUGAGUCGCAGUAUGGAGAACUUUCUCAAGUCGGUAAGCUGGAGAAGCGUAUGAGCGAUUUAUUCCCAGAGGAUCCUCAGCUCCAGCGUUUCGCUCGGCGUUUUGUUGGCCAGGGGUUUGAUCCUACGGCAAUACGGCCGUUAAUAUCGCCAGCAACCCAGGCACGCCCCAAGGCGAUACUUUCCAUUGAACCUCCUGAAUCUGUUCAAAAUACACCGCCUGUGCGAUUCGCGCAAGUUGCAAAUUCACCCAAACGUCCACUUCCGGUUGACGAUUCAGACACUGAAAUGAAUCGACCGCGGAAACUCAACAGAGGAGAAUCGCCUCUUAAGGGUGCAGCAGGGCGGCGACUUGACCAACAAAAACGAAACCGUCAGCGAGAGAUGAUUGACAGCCAGGGGCAGCUAGUUUCUGCUGCUGUUCCGCCACCAGCACUCCCUAGGGAGGUUCUCUUUCUGCUGAGCAUAAUUCCUCGAGCUGAAACAUACCAUGCGACAAGAUUUAAACCAGAGGGAAUGGUCCGACUUCUUCGAGAUGCACACAUUCCGACGUCACUACCUUCUUCUAGGCCGGUACCGAUGAUCCCACCCGGACACAUGAACGGCUCAUACCAAUUUGGAAGAUGAAAUGCGCUCCUCUCCCUAGGCAGAGGGAUAUGCAGGAUUGUGACCUCGGACCUUUUGCGUUUAUCAAUUUGCAUCUUCUUUUCCUUUUGUUUGACGCAGCUUUUGUGAUUUAUCUUCAUGUACAUACACUGGCGUCUGGAGACUUGAAAAAAUGGGCGAGCUUGUUUGUGCUUUGUCUUUUUGUGUCUCGAAAUACACGUUUGAGGUAUUUGACACCUUUCAAAGGGGCCAGUACUUUUUUGGGAAGAGCAGUUACAACUGGAGUUGCAAGGAUAGCAAACUGAUUUCUCGCUCUUGGAAGUCUGAUUCUGUUACUUUUUACAAUCAGUUCAAGCAUCCAUUUAUGACACAGAAACAAUCCAUAAUCAGUAACAGC